Messenger RNA from Prorocentrum cordatum, 237 nucleotides. The record is from the annotation of a GenBank genome assembly. Lineage: Eukaryota; Dinophyceae; Prorocentrales; Prorocentraceae.
GUCGUCUCGCACCGAGGCAUUCUACCAGGCUGCAGGCACGCGAACGCCAUGUUGCGAGUGCUCUUCACGCGGGUCAUUGCUAAGAUGCGCAGGAUCUACGCGUGCAUCCAGCCCAGGGUCCUCAUGGACGACUCCAGCUUUCAAUGGAUGAGUAGACGUCUAUGUGAGAGUGAGGUCCUGCUGGCCUCUGUGAGGCGGUACUGUGCUGAAGUGUACAAGCUCGGCCUCAUUCUCCAG